Molecule: messenger RNA, 5128 nt
Organism: Colossoma macropomum (tambaqui)
Lineage: Eukaryota; Metazoa; Chordata; Actinopteri; Characiformes; Serrasalmidae
Gene: sf3b1
Product: splicing factor 3b, subunit 1
Exons: 22
Coding region: 1622-5128 (1168 amino acids)
Biological process (GO): spliceosomal complex assembly
Cellular component (GO): catalytic step 2 spliceosome; U2 snRNP; U2-type prespliceosome
Molecular function (GO): mRNA binding
Source: RefSeq, a predicted model, not a curated record
AGAUCUACUAGAUAAGAGAUGCUGUCUGUUUAUGGGAACUGUUAGUUGGGUGGUGUUAAAGUGAUUAUACCCAACAAGACGUGGGUUGCAGGUAGGUGUGUGUUUGUGUUUCGAAGGGUUAAUAAAUCAGUGUUUCUGGGAUAAAACAAAUAUAAGCCAGGAAGACAAUACAUUAGAGCUCUAAAGUAACUGUACACCACAGAAGACUUUGUUGUUUAAAUUUUUGUAGAAUUAUUUCUAACUAAAAGAUAUGCAUUAUUUAGAGCAUAGCUGUAGUGUUUGCUCUCAGUUAGCGUGUCAUGCAUAUAGGAAAGCUUAAAUGCUCUGCUGAAGACACGCUUCAGAAAUGCUACUGCUCAUAUUUCUGGGAAGCAGUUCAGUGCUGUGGCAGUAGUGUUGAAUAAUGUCUCUUUUUGCAAUUUGCACAGUUGCUAGAGUUGAGCAAAUCGCUGAGUGUUUCUACCAGGCUCCCAGCCUGGAUCAGUAUUAGAAUUGUUCACUCAAGUACAUAUUCAGUAUUCAAUCACUUCUUUGAAUGGUUAAGUCCUCUCGCAGAGUGGAUUCCAGUUUAGUAUAGUAGCAAAGCUUUAAGUUGAUUUAUUAAUUUUGCCCUUCCACACUGUUAAUGGAUGAGGUGGACUUUAAUAGAAUCUCCAAUGGUUUAAAGCACAGUUCUAAUACAUGAACCAAUGUUGAAAGUGUAUGAGAUUAACUCGUGCACUAUUGCAGAACUGUUUACAUGCAGAAGGCAACUUGUUUUAUUCAUUUCAAACCUGCAUCACAGAGAUUUAUGUAGGGAUUAGAUUCAGCAGGGCUAAAUUAGUUUGCAUGUAGUUAAUCCCAGACAGGGACAUCCUCUAUAUAAGUGUUGUGUAAAAUAUAUUUCUAUUUUAUCUUAAAAUAGAGAUAUAUCUUAAAGAAUCUGUGUACAAAGAUUCCACGGGCCCAUACUAACUGUCCUUAAUUUCUCUCCUACAGCAGUACUGCUAUGCCAGUCCUGUCUGCACUCUCUUAAGGGUGCAGCACCUCAUCCUGUGUAGGUUAUGGUGAACAAAAAGAAGCGAGUUUACCAGAUUUAGGGAUAUUUAAUUUUGGGGAGGGGGCAGCACCAUGAUCUCAGCAACUCUUGUACCCUAAGUUCUAAUAUAAAAGCCAUACGAACUUCCUCUCAGCCUCAUCCCUCCACCUAUUUUUUUUUUUCCAUUUUUGAUUUGUUUUGCUCAGUUCAUCCGUAGUUUUUUAGAGUUUGGUUAACUAAGUUUUCUUGAAGUUCAAGCUGUCCAAAUUUUCCUGCACUGAAGUGCUUCAUUACAUAUUAAUAUUGGAUUAUUCCCACAAGGGUACAGUGUCACAGCGUCUUUGUCUGCGACACAUCGAUCUAGACUUUCACAUCAUAAAUAAUAUACUGUAAUCCUGAGUAAAUCUGAAUAUAUACUGUGAGGUUUUAUUUUUGAGUGACGUGAGAAUCACAGGUGGUAUGCUGUUGUGUGUGAGUUCAAACCCUUUUCCAAAGUGUUACUAAUGGUAAAGAGAAAUUUUCUAGGCUUCUUUUCUGCCGGUUGAAGUCUGACUGCAGAAGGACCCUUGGCACUGAAAGUGGGGCAAAACACCAGAUCCCAAGAUGCAGGUCAGGACGUAUAUGGACGUGAUGAAGGAGCAGCAACUAGGCAAAGAAGAGAGAGAAAUCAGGCUGCAGAUGGCAGAAAAGGCAAAAUCAGGGGACCUGAAAGCAGUUAAUGGCUCUGCUGCGUCUCAAGCUGCCGCUACAAAGCGCAAGCGUCGUUGGGACCAGACUGCUGACCAAACUCCAAGUGCUACACCAAAAAAGGUGUCCAGCUGGGAUCAAGCAGAUGCUUCUGCAGAAACACCAGGACACACGCCUGGGCACACACCUUCCAACAGUCGCUGGGACGAGACGCCUGGUCGACCUAAAGGAAGCGAGACGCCUGGAGCCACUCCAAGCACCCGUAUGUGGGACCCUACCCCCAGCCACACGCCCGCUGGAGCUGCCACACCCGGUCGGGGAGACACCCCUGGACAUGCCACACCUGGCCAUGGAGGGGCCACUUCCAGCGUGCGCAAGAAUCGCUGGGAUGAGACACCAAAGACAGAGAGAGAAACGCCGGGUCAUGGCAGUGGCUGGGCUGAAACUCCUCGAACAGACAGGGGAGAUGAGUCUGUAGGGGAAACUCCGACCCCUGGAGCGAGCAAAAGAAAGUCCCGCUGGGACGAGACUCCUGCUAGUCAGAUGGGUUCUUCUACUCCUCUGCUCACUCCUGGAAAGACCCCUAUUGGCACACCUGCUAUGAACAUGGCCACACCAACUCCAGGUCAUCUGAUGAGUAUGACCCCUGAGCAGCUUCAGGCAUGGCGUUGGGAGAGGGAGAUUGAUGAGCGGAACCGUCCACUGACUGAUGAGGAGCUUGAUGCUAUGUUCCCUGAGGGAUACAAGGUGUUGCCCCCACCAGCAGGCUAUGUGCCUAUCCGCACCCCUGCCCGUAAGUUAACUGCCACGCCUACUCCAAUUGGCGGCAUGACUGGCUUCCAUAUGCAGACUGAAGACAGAUCUAUGAAACAGAUGAACGAUCAACCGUCCGGCAACCUGCCUUUCCUCAAACCAGACGACAUCCAGUACUUUGACAAACUUCUGGUGGAGGUGGAUGAAUCUACUCUGAGCCCAGAGGAGCAAAAAGAGCGCAAGAUUAUGAAGCUGCUCCUGAAGAUUAAAAAUGGUACCCCUCCAAUGAGGAAGGCCGCCCUCAGACAGAUCACAGACAAAGCCAGGGAAUUUGGUGCUGGACCCCUCUUCAAUCAGAUUCUGCCUCUGCUCAUGUCUCCGACACUAGAGGAUCAAGAGCGCCAUCUGUUGGUGAAAGUUAUUGACCGCAUCCUAUACAAGCUGGAUGACUUGGUUCGUCCGUAUGUCCACAAGAUCCUUGUGGUGAUUGAGCCCUUGCUGAUUGAUGAGGAUUACUAUGCUAGAGUGGAGGGCAGAGAGAUCAUCUCCAAUUUGGCAAAGGCUGCUGGUCUGGCCACUAUGAUCUCCACAAUGAGACCUGAUAUUGACAACAUGGACGAGUAUGUGAGAAACACAACUGCUCGUGCCUUUGCCGUUGUUGCGUCUGCCUUGGGCAUUCCAUCCCUUCUGCCUUUCCUCAAGGCUGUGUGCAAAAGCAAGAAGUCCUGGCAGGCUCGACACACAGGCAUCAAGAUCGUGCAGCAGAUUGCCAUCCUCAUGGGCUGUGCCAUCCUGCCCCAUCUCCGCAGCUUGGUGGAGAUCAUUGAACAUGGUCUUGUGGAUGAGCAGCAGAAAGUGCGAACCAUCAGUGCUUUGGCUAUUGCUGCUCUUGCUGAGGCUGCCACACCCUAUGGUAUUGAGUCUUUUGACUCCGUGCUGAAGCCCCUUUGGAAGGGUAUCCGACAACACAGAGGCAAAGGUCUGGCUGCCUUCUUAAAAGCUAUUGGUUACUUGAUUCCACUUAUGGAUGCUGAGUAUGCCAACUACUACACAAGAGAAGUGAUGCUUAUCCUUAUCAGAGAGUUUCAGUCUCCAGAUGAAGAAAUGAAGAAGAUUGUGCUGAAGGUGGUGAAACAGUGCUGUGGCACAGAUGGUGUGGAGGCCAACUACAUCAAAACUGAGAUCCUGCCUCCUUUCUUCAAGCACUUCUGGCAGCACCGUAUGGCCUUGGACAGGCGCAACUACAGACAGUUGGUGGACACUACAGUAGAACUGGCCAACAAAGUUGGGGCCGCAGAAAUCAUUUCGCGCAUCGUGGACGACUUGAAGGAUGAAGCUGAGCAGUACAGAAAGAUGGUGAUGGAGACAAUUGAGAAAAUCAUGGGGAACCUGGGUGCAGCAGACAUUGACCACAAACUAGAAGAGCAGCUUAUUGAUGGUAUCUUGUAUGCCUUCCAAGAACAGACUACUGAGGACUCUGUGAUGCUGAAUGGUUUUGGCACAGUGGUGAAUGCUCUGGGCAAGCGAGUCAAGCCUUACCUGCCUCAGAUUUGCGGUACUGUUCUGUGGCGUCUCAAUAAUAAAUCUGCGAAAGUCCGUCAGCAAGCUGCCGACCUCAUCUCGCGCACAGCUGUGGUCAUGAAGACUUGUCAAGAGGAAAAACUGAUGGGUCAUCUGGGUGUAGUACUGUACGAGUAUUUGGGAGAAGAGUAUCCCGAAGUGCUUGGAAGCAUCCUUGGAGCCCUUAAAGCUAUUGUUAACGUGAUUGGUAUGCACAAAAUGACACCGCCCAUCAAAGAUUUGCUUCCUCGAUUAACACCAAUUCUGAAGAACAGACACGAGAAGGUGCAGGAGAACUGUAUUGAUCUUGUGGGCAGAAUUGCUGACAGGGGUGCAGAGUAUGUGUCUGCCAGAGAGUGGAUGCGAAUCUGUUUUGAGCUGCUGGAGUUGCUAAAAGCUCAUAAGAAAGCAAUUCGGAGAGCCACCGUCAACACCUUUGGUUAUAUUGCUAAGGCAAUCGGGCCUCACGAUGUGCUUGCUACUCUACUCAACAACUUGAAAGUGCAAGAGCGUCAGAACCGUGUGUGUACAACAGUAGCCAUAGCCAUCGUGGCAGAGACGUGUUCACCAUUCACUGUACUCCCAGCACUGAUGAAUGAAUACCGUGUACCAGAGCUCAACGUUCAGAAUGGUGUGCUCAAGUCGCUCUCCUUCUUAUUUGAAUAUAUUGGUGAAAUGGGAAAGGACUACAUCUAUGCUGUCACACCAUUAUUGGAGGAUGCUCUGAUGGACAGAGAUCUUGUACAUAGGCAGACAGCCAGCGCUGUAGUGCAACACAUGUCCCUGGGUGUGUAUGGAUUUGGCUGCGAGGACUCCCUGAACCACUUACUCAACUACGUUUGGCCUAAUGUCUUUGAGACGUCGCCGCAUGUUAUUCAAGCUGUGAUGGGAGCCCUUGAGGGCCUUCGCGUUGCUCUUGGACCAUGCCGUAUGCUGCAGUACUGCUUGCAGGGUUUGUUCCAUCCGGCGCGUAAAGUACGUGAUGUGUACUGGAAGAUUUAUAAUUCCAUUUAUAUUGGCUCCCAGGACGCAUUGAUUGCACAUUAUCCCCUUAUCUACAAUGAUGAGAAGAACCCUUACGUCCGCUAUGAGCUGGAGUACUUCUUGUGA